Lactuca saligna is the source of this 1421-nucleotide messenger RNA. Lineage: Eukaryota; Viridiplantae; Streptophyta; Magnoliopsida; Asterales; Asteraceae. The record is from the annotation of a GenBank genome assembly.
AUUCUACCAUAAGAAUUUCAUGAGUAAUGGUUGUUAUGGCUGCCAGUGCAUCAUCUGCUAUGAACUCUUCCCAACGGAUUGGGGUAGACGUGCAUGCGAUGAUUAAGAAAAACUACGUUUCUUCUUGGGGUUUGCAAAUUAAGGCUCCUACCAAAGUAUAUGUUACCAAAGUUGGUGCUAUAAAUUGGAGCAUGAUGUUUCCUACAGUUAAAACUAUUCCCAUGAAACCAAUGAUGAUGCUCGGCAAGGAGAAAAAGUAUCCAAAGUUGGUUCCGGAUCUUGGUUUAGGGAGUGUGGUUAAUGAUGACCGCAUAUUUGGGCAAAAUUUUUGUAUUAGAUCAUAUGAAGUUGGGCCAGAUGGAACAGCUUCAGUAGAAACACUAAUGAAUCUUUUCCAGGAAACAAACGCUAAUCAUUUGAAGACAUUUGGAUUCCUCGCUGAUGAUUUUGGUUCUGUGGAUAUGUCCGAGAAGAAUCUAACCUGGGUGACGAUAAAGAUGCAAAUGAUAUUGGACCGUUAUCCAACUUGGGGUGAUAUUAUUCAAAUUAAUACUUGGAAAAGUGCAUACCGAAACAACGGUGUUUCUUCCAAUUUUACAUUUUAUGAUUGCAAAACUGAAGAGAUAUUGGGAAGAGCUUCAAGCAUUUCGGUGAUGAUGAACAAAAAGACAAGAAAGUUAUCUAAAUUUCCAAAUGAAAUUCGGGCUAAACAAGAGAAAUACUACGUGGAUACACCGGCUAUUGUGGAACAAGACAUUACAACGUGGUCAAAAGGAAACAAGAUUAUUAAGGACCACAUUUGCAAAGGUUUAAUGCCACGAUGGAGCGACUUGGAUAUUAACCAACAUGUGAACCAUGCGAAAUACAUCAGGUGGAUCCUUGAGAGUGUUCCAAGGACAAUUUCAGAGAAUUACGAGAUUGAGAGAAUGACUCUAGAAUACUAUCGAGAAUGUACUGCGGAUACUGUUCUGCAAUCUGUCACUUCAAUAUUGGGCAAUCACAAAGGAAAAAUAGUUAUGGAUGACAUUCAUUGCCAGCAUUUGCUUGAAUUCGAGAUUGGUGGGGAGAUCAUGAAAGGAAUGACUGGAUGGCGACCAAAAUGCAAGAAUGGCAAUGCUCAAAGGGACAAUGGUGGAUUCCACAUCACAGUGGUAGUGUUGGUAGUCGAUGGUCUCGAUAUCUCAGCUACUCAUCUUAGCCACGAUAGAGGUAGAGAUAUCGAUCUGGACAUCUAUCGAAACCAACACCGAUGGAGAUCGAUGAUAUCUAUUGAAACCCUAGCCGGUGCCGAUGGUGGCCUACAUGUGACGAAACCUUACGGAUAUCGUUUGCAGCGCACUGUUGAUAACAUAUAUCGGUGGAAGAACCAAAGAAGAAGGAGAAAAAGGAGGAGUAUUCUGAUUGGAGAAGAAGGAAAAUAG